AUGCCGGCAACGCCCGGGAGGCGGAACGUCGGCGCCUUUUCCGCUUUCUGUGAGGGGCGUGAGAGGUGGGCAGCUGGAAGGUCAGGCCGGGUGAGCGAGCUUCGUGUGAUGCGGAGCGGCGUCCGCGACGCGAGUGAAGACGCGGAACAAUCCAGGCACCGACCGAAUGGCGAGAUUCGCCGAGUUGAUGUCGUCUCUCAUAGGGCUGAGUCGAGACUACCAGGUGACGUAGAGCGGACCCUCCACUGCGGCUCGUGUAUACAGGAAGGGUCGGCACUCCUUCAGCGUGUUCCUUCAGACUGCUGUUCGCAAGCAACUCGCGCCAGCACGAGCAGUUGCCUUUCUCGAAGGCGCAGUCGCCCCCCUCCCUCUGGGGCCAGAAAGCUGAUUGCUGCUUUUGCCAAAGGGACACACGCGCCCCCGGACAAGUCCGCAAGCGACGAGCGAGAGGACGCCGUCGCGGUGGAGGAGCUCCCUUUCGGAAUCGAAGGCCUUGCAGCUGCAUCGUCGUGGCGCGACAGCCGUUGGCGCCUCUUAAUUUCGCCAAGGCCCUGCAGAGAACUUGAAACCGCUGCGGGCACGCACUGCGAGCCUGCGUCCCCGCACUCUUCCAGCUGCUCCAAAGCGAUGGCCAGCGGAAGGAGCGCGGGCGCGCCGUGCUGUGACUCAUCGGCGGGCGGCCAACCGUCCAACGAGGAAUCUCGGCGACAGCCGGAGCUCCCCCCAGUCGCGACCGGGACGACUAGCAGUUUCUUCGCAGCUUCAGAUUCUCAAUCCCCUGUGCAGAACAACUUCUCAGAUCUCGAACAAACGACAUGGGAGCGAGGAGAGAAGAGUUCUUUCCCCAUCGCCGCCCCGAAGCAACCAGCUGAACGCGAGGGGCUUGUGUCAGGGAACGGCGCUCAUGGAGGGCCGUCAGCGACGCCACCUGGUGGCGACGGUCUCGGCGCCCGGACGGCAGGAACCGCUUCCGUCCUGCGCGGCGAACAGAAGACACUGGCAGAAAAGCCCGAAGAACGCAGCGGCUUUCGCUCCACGUCGAAGCACGAAACUGCGGGCGACGUUCAAGAGGAGCUGUGCCUCAGCCGCCAGCCGGGACGGUGUCACCGGCAAACCUCGCUGUGCCAUCUGCGCGCAACUCAGAGCGACCGGGAAGACGAGGCAUCUUCCAAUGAGAAGGGGAUCGAGGGUCCAGAUCUUCCGCGAAGCUGCGGAGACUCCCCUGUCGUUGCCGCCAUGCAGCAGGCUCAGAGCGGAGCGCUUCAGGCGAUUUCCUCUCGCAGCAAGCCUUCGUCCUGGCUGGACGGAUCAGAAUCAAGCAAGCCUACGCCGCCAGGCCGUCGACACACGGUUGGUGCUGGGUCGUCGUCGUGCUGGGAAAAAGCCAGGAGUCAGGUUUCGUUUGAGUGCGUCGACGGCGGGUGCCUCCGCCUUCGCCACUGUUGGAGCUGUCGGUCCGCGCUAAACGAUGCGAACCGCGCUCGUCGACAUGCUGCCCUCUGCCGUUCCUGUCACAACAGGAGGGAGCUCGCCCGCUGGAAGCAAAUGACCGACUGGAGGGCGUCUGUUGAAGGCAUUCAGUUUCUGUCGCUCCAGAAGCACUACAAAUAUCAGCUGCCAAACCAGCUUGACUCGGCGGCGUUCUCAGUGCACAACAAGAUUGAGAAAAGGCUCUUCUUUGUCGUCACGCAUACCACCGAGCCUCGAGCUUCCCACCUGCCUGCCGGCUGGCAUAUGUCGCUCUAUUUGCCUAAUCCGUCAAUUCAACAUGACGUGCUGAACGUGACAGACCCCAAGUCGACAGAAGCCUUCACAGUCAUUCGCGCAGACCGGCCCUGCGGCCACUCGCUGUUGUCGUAUGUGUCUCGACCUCCCGUUACUGUGAAGGAGCUCGUGCACUGCCGAGAGUCAAAGACGACGAAAAGGAAGGUCCUCGGCUAUAUCACGAUGUCGCGUUCGCCCUUCACCGUUCUGCGCGUCCGAGAUGCGCAGCGCCACAAACUGUUCGACCUCGUGCGACAUAGGAAGGGCAACAAAGAGCGGCUCUUGCCCCAGGAGUGGGUGGCCUACGGGGCCAGCAAGAGUCAAGCGAUGGCAGAGGUGACGCUUUUCUUGGACGAGUGCAAAUCAAUCGCCGGGCGAGAUGCCACCUUCGUCACCUCAGGCUCUAAAGAGAGCAGGGUGGACGCGUCCACAGCACAAAUGAUGUCGCUCGCUGCUGCACUGGGAGUCGAUGGCUCCCCAGUCGAUCUGUAUGGCAUGAAGUGGGUGGCGACCGUUGGAGGGGUGCUAUUGGAUGGCACGUGGACAGAGUGCGCCCAACAGGGUGGACAGGGCCCAACGCAGUGCGUCAACGUCGGCCUGUGCCUCAUUCGACGACCGCCAGGAAAGGGGCGCCUGACCCAUUGCACUCAGCUGCGUUGCGAGUGUGGCUUACUGGAGGACGAGAAGCGCCUCCGGAGAGGCGUCGAGGAGGAAAGAAUAGCAGGCGGAGUCGUGGAGCUUGAUGCCGGCGUGCAUUAG
Messenger RNA from Besnoitia besnoiti, 2523 nucleotides. RefSeq lists its product as uncharacterized. The record is from RefSeq and is a predicted model, not a curated record. The coding region runs from base 1 to 2523 and encodes 840 amino acids. The transcript is spliced from 10 exons. Lineage: Eukaryota; Apicomplexa; Conoidasida; Eucoccidiorida; Sarcocystidae.